Styela clava is the source of this 1808-nucleotide messenger RNA. Its product is annotated as N-acylethanolamine-hydrolyzing acid amidase-like. Gene Ontology annotation, cellular component: lysosome. Gene Ontology annotation, molecular function: fatty acid amide hydrolase activity. The record is from RefSeq and is a predicted model, not a curated record. NCBI's taxonomy places the organism in Eukaryota, Metazoa, Chordata, Ascidiacea, Stolidobranchia, Styelidae. Gene Ontology annotation, biological process: fatty acid metabolic process.
UUAAUGUUUGGUAGAACAUCUAACACACAUAUCGAAUAGUUCAGUUUGUUUAAAAAAGUACAAAGCGCUGAAAUUAGAAAUCGCAGAAGUAUUCACAAUGAUGUGGUUUCAUGUUUCAGGCGUGUAGCGAAGUCAUUCAGUGAGACUGACCCUCGAAACAGCUGUUAAGGGUGGUAAUAGGCAAAAAUUUUUCUUAAAUGGUGUCAGAAUAUAUAGCUUGAUGUUAGAUAUACGUUAUGAUUUUAGGAUAUGUAACGUGGGAUAACUUAGUUCCUAUAUUAGAGUGGGUUCCGUUUCUCAUCAAUUGGUGAAUGAGAAUAACCAGUUCAUGGUGAACAUACAAUCGGCGAUAUAUUGGCCACAUAUCUGUGUGAUCGUCCAAACACUAACAUAACGCAUAUUUAUCACUCUUCAAGUUUAUUCUCAAACCUGAAUAAAGUCUGAAUCGACAUUUAUAAACAACAGUUUUAAUUCUGUUAGCGUAAAAACACCAAGAUGAAGACAUUUCUGGGCUUAAUUCUUGUGUUUAUUGUUUUUUCAUUCAAUGUCGUGGAAAGUAAGAACGCAAUGCCAGCAAAGAGAUAUAAAGUCAAUCUUGACGAUGAUCCGAUGACAAGAUGGGUUCCUCUGUUGGAAAACUUUGACAGAUCUUUACUUUUGGAUGCUAUUGAUUCCUUGUUAAAGCAAUACGUCAAAAACGAUGAAUUGAUCGCUUUAGCCGAAAUAAUUGCUCAUGAUCUCGACAAAUAUAUUUCUCAACCAUACGCUGAUGAAAUGCGAGGAAUCAGUAAAUUUUACAAAGCGGAACUCGGGAAGGUCGUACUUGGAAACCUUGCUUAUGAUGCCUCGGCUUGGAAUACUGUCGGGAAAGCUUGUACGAGCAUUGUGACGAUCGACAAGACAGGCGGAAUCAUACACGGGAGAAAUUUAGAUUAUGGAGCAGGCGAUGAGUUAAGAACUAUUACCACAGAAGUUGAAUUCCAUCGAAGUGGAAAAACUUUGUUUAUCGGAACUACUUACGUCGGAUAUGUUGGUCUUCUGACUGCAGAAAAGGUAAACGCAUUCACCAUAUCUGGGGACGAACGUGACACGGGGUAUUUGUGGGAGAAUAUACUGUCUGCGUUGACAAAAGGAUGGCCAACAAUGCUGAUGGCCAGAGAGGUUAUAACAAAUGCUGAAAACUUUGAAUCUGCAAUCGAAAUGUUGCAAAAGGCAAAAACAAUCGCACCGAUGUAUUUCAUAGUUGGCGGGGUCAAACCACACGAGGGUGCUAUUAUUGUACGUGAUCGAUGGGGAGCAAUCAACGUAACGAGAAUGGAUGACACGUACAAAUGGUUUGUAGUUGAAACAAAUUAUGAUCCUUGGAAUCCUCCUCCGUCUUCUGAUGACAGGCGAGAUCCAGCAAUAAAGUUAAUGGAAGAAAUAGGACAAAAUCAAAUGAAUCCUGAAAAUCUUUAUAAGGUAUUAUCUACAUCUCCCAUACUCAAUCCCACAACGACAUAUACUACGGUGAUGAGUGCCAAAAACACGUCUUUGUAUCACACCAUGGUGAGAUGGGAUCAUCCUAAUGAAAAUUGAGAUAAAUUUCGAUACAUUUUGCUUGCAGUAUAGAGUGCUUUAUAUUGAUAUAUUGAAUCAGUAUUUUUUGUGCAAUAUGUUAUAUGUGUUCUUAGUAAUUCAUCAUUUUAGCUUUUUUGUUCUUAUUGUUUUAUUAUGUUAAACUUGGACUUAAAAAAACAAUUGGAUUUUGCCCGAAAUAUGCAAGUUUAUGAAAUAUACUUUCAUUCAUUUUGAAUAUUAAAAAUAGU